AUGGAACCCACCGAAUCCGACCUCAUCGAUCACACCCGCAUCGACGCGGUAUUGACCGAGGACUCCAGGUAUGCUUAUACGACGCAUACUUACUAUGGAUGGCGUAAGGAAGCUAUAAAAUUUUGCACCUGGCGACGCGGGUUCAAGCCGAUCGGAGCCGGUGGAUUUGGCGCAGUGUACCGCGAAGAGUGCACGGAGGGCGCAGACCGAGGUGCCGUCCGAGCCGUGAAACAUAUUCGAAAGCCAGUCACAGCGAGAGGCAUCGACUACGGCCGCGAACUUGAGGCCGUCGCCCGGUUCUCGAAGCGGGAGUAUGAGCCAUUCUUUGUCCGUUCGGAAGGCUGGUACGAAGCCGAUGGCUGGAUUUGUAUCGUCAUGGAACUCGUACCCCAUGGCAAUCUCCAGCAGUAUGUGACAAUCCACGGCUUGCCCGAAGCUGAAACGCGAAUGCUCAUCGAGCAGACGCUGCAAGGUGUAGCCCAUAUGCACCGGGCCGGUUAUGCUCAUCGAGAUCUCAAGCCUCAGAACUUACUCGUCGCCCAAACUGGACCAGAUUGGAAGAUAAAGAUUGCAGAUUUUGGUUUGAGCAAGCGGCUCGAAAAGGAUCUCACGUCGCUUCGAACCAACGCCGGUACAGCUGGUUAUAUGGCGCCAGAGGUUCAGGGACUGCUGGCAGAUGAUGACGACACCCAGUCCAUCGACUCUGAGGACGGGCUGAACACGUCUUAUACCGCUGUUGUUGAUACUUGGGCGAUUGGAAAUAUCGCGUUCCAGCUCGUCACUGGUGAGCUUCCAUUCCCGACAACAAGGCAGCUUGGCAAAUACGUCCGAGGGAAAGUUGCGUUCCCCAAGGAAGCAUUGCAACAUCGUAAGCUCAGCGAGCUUGGCAUCUCAUUCAUCCAAAACUUGCUUAUGCCGCGUCCCCACGAUCGGCCUAGUGCGGACGACUGUCUGCAGCACAUUUGGGUAGGAUCAUCGCUGAAGCGUCUUGACCCUCUGCAGGAGACAAAGAAGUCGUUCGCGGCGUUGUCGUUUCAAUACGACGGAUACAUGAGCAGGAACACCAACGCAUCUGCAAGCUGGAACACCAACGAGCCUGCGAGCCAAAACAAUGAUAAAACGCAGACCCAAUCUCCCCACGGUCCGAGAGCAGAUAACGAGAAAGCGGUACAACCUGAGACAGAGACCAGGACACAGCGGGCAAUCUUUGAAGAAAAAUCGACGGAGCUUGCGCGGACGAUUGAGCGGGAUUAUUACGCGAGGAAAGAACGGGCGCGUGCUGCAGCUGCGGAAAAACAGCCUCCGUCGCCUUUUUUUAUGGUAGCGGGUCGCGAUGCAGAUACUGCGACAACUCGACGGAAGUCUCCCAAUCCAGACCCUCCACUUCCUCACCGAGUGCAGACAUCAUCCGUGUCGCGACCCAUCUCGUUCCGAGAACGUACAAGUUUCCCGGCAACCUGGGGUCCAACAUCAAAUGGGGGAAGUGCCGAUGCAUACAAGCCUUUCUUCGACAUUUCACCAUGCGGCAGAUUUCUUGUCAUCAUGUUUAGCUCUCCAAUCUUCGUUACCUUUGGUGGCAGCUGCUGGAUCAAGAUUUUUGAGGUAUCGAGUGGACGCUCGCUCAGUAAUUUCAAACUGCGCAACGAUUGGCUGCUCAAUCCAAGUGGCGAAAGAAUGUUCGCAUUCAGCCCUGAUGGUGGCCGCGUGGCGUUCGCUUUCAAGACGGGAUGGAGAGAGAGAGAUUUGAUUGCGGUCCUGGUGUAUAAUCUUGCCACUGGGUACCUAGUGUACGAAGACACGAUAAAUUCGAACAAUUCAUUCAUAUUGGGAUUCAUCAAAGACGGCCGACUUGCUUACCUGUCGCAUGCCGACCAAGGAAAGUCUGCUUUGAAGCUCACGCUCUUAGCACUGCCUAGAACGGAUCGGAUAGAAGAAUUCAUGAUCGAUGUGUACAGCGAAUACCUUGGGGCUUACUCCAACUUGUCACGAGACGGUGCGUUCGUACGCGGAAUAUGCGGAAAAAAAGGAUCAGAGCAGACCUACAUCUACGACGUCGCAAAGCGGAAUCUAUCGCUGUAUCCGCGACCGUCGGAAGAAGGCCGCCAACUAAGUCAAUGGCGCAUCAGUCCUGAUGGGAAUCUGUUAGCGCUCGAAUACGUCAACACCAAGCCAGAAGAUGACAACACAUCUAGCCGGAGCCUUAUCAGAUUGUUCGACGUCUCGGCUGGGGGUACGAAAGAAAUGUGCCCGCCAAUCGAAGGCCCCUCGAACGGCCAGGCUUUCGAAUUUUCUCCAGACGGUCAGCACAUCAUUUCAUCGUCGAGCUGUGAGUUGCAAGUAUGGUACUUGGGUGCGGGAUCUGAGCCGGUAAAGGCGACAUUCGAAAUGCCGGCGGACAAGCCUCAUGAUUCUCGUAGUAUGCGGAUCUCCUAUGGGGCUGCGAUGUUGGCCUUCAUGACUGAGGAUCAAGCCACCAUCAAGAUAUGGGACAUUGUCAAUGAGUGA
Dissoconium aciculare CBS 342.82 is the source of this 2505-nucleotide messenger RNA. Its product is annotated as kinase-like protein. The transcript has 2 exons. Gene Ontology annotation, biological process: protein phosphorylation; mitotic DNA damage checkpoint signaling. The record is from RefSeq and is a predicted model, not a curated record. Gene Ontology annotation, molecular function: protein serine/threonine kinase activity; ATP binding; protein binding. Gene Ontology annotation, cellular component: nucleus; cytoplasm. NCBI's taxonomy places the organism in Eukaryota, Fungi, Ascomycota, Dothideomycetes, Mycosphaerellales, Dissoconiaceae. The coding region runs from base 1 to 2505 and encodes 834 amino acids.